Angiostrongylus costaricensis is the source of this 879-nucleotide messenger RNA. The record is from the annotation of a GenBank genome assembly. Lineage: Eukaryota; Metazoa; Nematoda; Chromadorea; Rhabditida; Metastrongylidae.
AUGGGUUUUCAUGGCCGCACGGCGACAUCUGGAGAAGUGUUUCUGCGAAAGGAUCUGAAGGCACUACGUGCUGUGCAACGUCGUGACUAUGAGUUCGUCAAUAGCCAUCGCAGUUGUCUUCGAAGAACUUCUGUACUGCUUCGUGUGCGUGCUGAAGAACACGGAUUCAUCAUCGACGUCUACAAAGCGCAAUUUUCACUUGAUAAACCAAGACGAUUCGCAAUAAUCUCGUCGGAGUUGGACGAGUUGUAUCGUUUCAAAGAGUUAGCCGUUAAAGGUUUGAUUCUCGAAUGUGCGCCGGAUGGCGACAUGCCGUUACUGUUUCAUGCGGCAUGUCUUCUACCUGUCGACACUGAAUGCUCGUUGACAUUCAAAUCGCUUUGCUUCACCGACUCCGACAUCACACAAGUACUGAUAAUGCUUACACGAAUCCGCUCAAUACCGCUUCUGAAGCUCAAGGAAUGCGUAUUUCCCGCAGAUUCAGUGGCACGUUUCUUUUUGAGUUCACAGGUUGCGUCCCGAUCGUUUCGGAUCGAGGAUGAUCAGUGCUUCACGAAAGGGAACGUACGAACAUCGAAUGAUGUCGGCGACGAACUACUAAGCAUUUUUCUAUUAUCUGAUUGCGAUGCUAUCAGCCUUUCUACCGUCGAAGAGGUGUCGUUUCGUGGUCUCGUCAACUUUAUACGUCGGGAAAUCAACAUGAUGGACGACUUAGCUCUGACGUUGAGCAGACGGAGACGAGCGGCUUGGGAACCUUUCAAGAGUAUCGAAUAUGUGGUGAAGAGAACAAAGGACACCCGAUUCCGUGCUUACCUUUUCGACUUCACGAUGCUACCUUCCCUAUCGCAUUCGUCGCAAACCUGGUCGCUGUGUAAGUAG